AUGGAACGCAUCUCCUCCAUCGUGAAGCACCUGAACCCGGGCUCGGCUCUGAACCAGAUCCAGGCCAAGAACCCCGACGAUGUGGUCAUCACCCUCGCUGCGCGCACACCCCUGACCAAGGCUCGCAAAGGUGGUUUCAAGGACACCUCGCUCGAGUACAUGAUCUUUGCGCUCCUCGACCAGGUCCGCGAGCGCUCCAACCUCGACCCGGCUCUCGUGGAGGACAUUCGCAUGGGCAAUGUCUCCGACGGCAAGGCCGCUUACAAGCUCCGCGCCGGGCCCUCGCCGCCGGCUUCCCCAACACAUCGGCGGCGUCGUCCGUGA
Molecule: messenger RNA, 324 nt
Organism: Verticillium alfalfae VaMs.102
Lineage: Eukaryota; Fungi; Ascomycota; Sordariomycetes; Glomerellales; Plectosphaerellaceae
Product: 3-ketoacyl-CoA thiolase
Exons: 3
Coding region: 1-324 (107 amino acids)
Biological process (GO): phenylacetate catabolic process; fatty acid beta-oxidation
Cellular component (GO): peroxisome
Molecular function (GO): acetyl-CoA C-acyltransferase activity
Source: RefSeq, a predicted model, not a curated record